UUAUUUCUUGUGGCACGGCUCGAAAAACCACAAAAAUAUUUUCUGGUCAUCAGUUACGAUUUAUUUAUGAUUUCUCCUGUAAUGAAAUCGGGUGAAGUAAUGCAAAAGACAUAGGGUUUGUGAGACCAUAUUGUGAAGAGACCCGAGAGGUUGCAAUUGCGUAGAAUUAUGAGUGUUUUGGGGAGGUUAGUUACAGCUGCAGCCGGAUUAGGUGGUUUAGGCGGUUUAGGGAUUCUGUACUCUUCCUCUGGGGCAGGUGACAACAAUAGAAUUGUACAUGCUGCACAGAUUAUAGGAGAGCGAGUUUGUGCCGAAAAAAGUAAAAGCUUUUCAGUCUUGAAAGAUGUACCCCGAGAGCAGCUGUCAGUUGCAAAGUGGGACUACAACUGGGACAGAAGAGACCCAUCUCACAUGGUAGAAGCUUCUAAGGGAGGUGAGGACGACGAGCGCUUCAAGAUGGAAGUGCAGUUGAAGAAACCUAAAGUAACUCGACACCUAUUCCUAAUCCGUCAUGGACAGUACAAUUUAGAUGGAAAAACAGAUAAGGAAAGAUAUUUAACAGAAAAAGGUGUUGAGCAGGCAAAGACCACCGGUAGAAGGCUUGUCGAGUUAAACCAUCCAUAUCAGUUGAUGGUUCGCUCAACUAUGACACGAGCUCUGCAGACAGGCGAAGAAAUUCUUGCCCAGAUGAAGCCAGGAUCUCUACCUUUCAGAGAUGACAGCAUGUUAAUGGAAGGUGCACCAUGCCCUCCAGAACCACCAAGCUUUUGCUAUUCACCUGAAAGCCAUGAAUAUUUUCAAGAUGGUUCUCGAAUUGAAGCAGCUUUUCGAAAUUAUGUACACAGAGCUGACUACAGGCAAACCAAAGAUUCUUAUGAAAUAUUAGUGUGUCAUGGAAAUGUCAUCCGUUACUUUGUGUGCAGGGCCCUCCAGCUUCCCCCUGAAGCUUGGUUGCGUAUUAAUCUAAGCCAUGCAAGUAUUACUUGGCUCAGCAUUAUGCCAAGUGGAUGUGUCUCCCUUCGAUCCUUAGGUGACACAGGGCACAUGCCACCAAAUCUAAUCACCUGAAGAUUGCAGAAAGACUUCUGAGCAGAACUGAGUCAAUAAGUAUUUAAGACCAUUCAAGACGAUUAUAAAUCUCUAUCAAGUUGCUUGAUCUCCUUAUGUGUGUGAUUUCUCUAUUACUAUUACUAUGGUUAUUUAAUUGAUAUUGUGAGUUUUACAGUUUUUUCCAAGUUAAAUACAACAUAGGCAAAACUGAUAUGUGUUUCCCCUGUUUGUGCCUGUAACAUUUUGACAAUAAAACAGAUAGAACGAAGUGUCA
Molecule: messenger RNA, 1324 nt
Organism: Frankliniella occidentalis (western flower thrips)
Lineage: Eukaryota; Metazoa; Arthropoda; Insecta; Thysanoptera; Thripidae
Product: serine/threonine-protein phosphatase PGAM5, mitochondrial
Exons: 5
Coding region: 169-1068 (299 amino acids)
Biological process (GO): positive regulation of mitochondrial fission
Cellular component (GO): mitochondrion
Molecular function (GO): protein binding
Source: RefSeq, a predicted model, not a curated record